GGGGCGCUCUCGCUGGCAGCCCAGCGCCGGGGCACGCCUGGUCGUGCCGGAUCCCGCGGGGCGCGCGCUGCUGCUUUAGGCACCUGGGCCCGGGUGCGGGUGUGGGAGACCUGCCGGCCGGCGGGAAGCCUCGGUGGCAGGCUUUAUGGUUGCCGGACCUGGGACGCGCGCCCAGGCGCCCCACCUCCCCGGAGACCGGGGCAGGGUGGGUGCAGCCCGGAUCUAGGGGUAUGGUCGCGGAAGCCUUGGGCACAGAGAGUCGCACAAGUGCCCUGCUAAUGGUCGCGACCCCGGUUACGAGCGCGCAGAAAGUUUGGAGGUUUGGCAAGGAGGGUGGUGCCGGCUUCCGCCCGGUGGUGGCAGAACUGCCUCUACGAGCGCGGCCUCCACGUGGGCUGCGCCGCCAGGCGUCAGGUCGGGCCUAAGAGACACGCUCUACAGCUGGGAAACCUGAAGUUCAGGAAGGAUAGACUGGGAGGAUAGAGGAUCUGAUUUUACCACUCAUUAGCUGUAAAUCUGGUGCCUCGGGUUUCAUGUCACUGGGCUCAUCUUUGAGUGGAGGAACCUGACUGACCCAGCUGCUUCUGCUGGUGCUGAUUUUUGCCUCCAGGACAUCAAGCUUUGUAACAUCAAGGUCACCAAAAUACAUUGAGGUUUGCAUUUCUUUAUUGCUUUGUCUUGAAGACAGAACGAUGCCAAAGAAAGCAAAGCCUGCAGGGAGUGGGAAGGAAGAGGGCCCGGUUCCCUGUAAGCAGAUGAAGGUAGAAGCAGCUGGGCGGCCUUCAGCUUUAAACUUUGACAGUCCCAGUAGUCUCUUUGAAAGUUUAAUCUCGCCCAUCAAGACAGAGACUUUUUUCAAGGAAUUCUGGGAGCAGAAGCCCCUUCUCAUUCAGAGAGAUGACCCCGCACUGGCCACAUACUAUGGGUCCCUGUUCAAGCUAACAGAUCUGAAGAGUCUGUGCAGCCGGGGAAUGUACUAUGGAAGAGACGUGAAUGUCUGCCGGUGUGUCAAUGGGAAGAAGAAGGUUUUAAAUAAAGAUGGCAAAGCACACUUUCUUCAGCUGAGAAAAGAUUUUGAUCAGAAAAGGGCAACGAUUCAGUUUCACCAACCUCAGAGAUUUAAGGAUGAGCUUUGGAGGAUCCAGGAGAAGCUGGAAUGUUACUUUGGCUCCUUGGUUGGCUCGAAUGUGUACAUAACUCCCGCAGGAUCUCAGGGCCUACCGCCCCAUUAUGAUGAUGUCGAGGUUUUCAUCCUGCAGCUGGAGGGAGAGAAACACUGGCGCCUCUACCACCCCACUGUGCCCCUGGCACGGGAAUACAGCGUGGAGGCCGAGGAAAGGAUCGGCAGGCCGGUGCAUGAGUUCAUGCUGAAGCCGGGGGAUUUGUUGUACUUUCCCAGAGGAACCAUUCAUCAAGCGGAUACUCCUGCGGGGCUGGCCCACUCGACUCACGUGACCAUCAGCACCUACCAGAACAACUGUUGCUGUAUGACUUCCACCUACAAAACCCUGCAAAGGAAGCACAUAUUUUAUGUGCUGAGAGAUCAGCAUACGCCCUCCAGGUUGAGACUCAACGAAAGAUGCAGGGUUGGAUAUCACAUUAAGUCACAAAGCAGUGAGGCUGCCAGUUCAUGGGGAGAUUUCCUUUUGGAUACCAUCUCGGGGCUUGUAUUUGAUACUGCAAAGGAAGACGUGGAAUUACGGGCCGGCAUACCCCGGCAGCUGCUCCUGCAGGUGGAAUCCACAACUGUUGCAACAAGACGAUUAAGUGGCUUCCUGAGAACGCUUGCGGACCGGCUGGAGGGCACCAAAGAACUGCUUUCCUCAGACAUGAAGAAGGAUUUUAUUAUGCACAGACUCCCCCCUUACUCUGCGGGAGAUGGGGCAGAGCUGUCAACACCAGGUGGAAAGUUACCAAGGUUGGACAGUGUAGUGAGACUGCAGUUUAAAGACCACAUUGUCCUCACAGUACUGCCAGAUCAGGAUCAAUCUGAUGAAGCUCAAGAAAAGAUGGUGUACAUCUAUCAUUCCUUAAAGAAUAGGAGAGAGACACACAUGAUGGGGAAUGAGGAGGAAACAGAGUCUCAUGGACUUCGCUUUCCUUUGUCACAUUUGGAUGCACUGAAGCAAAUUUGGAACAGUUCCACUAUUUCUGUCAAGGACCGGAAACUUACUACAGACGACGAAAGGGAAAGCCUGGUAUUAUCCCUCUGGACAGAAUGUUUGAUUCAAGUAGUCUAGUGCCUUUGCAGAAUCAAAUGCCUACUAUUUUAUAUGCACAUAUUAAAAGAAAAGCAAAGACCUGAGCCGAGGAGAGGAUGAAUUCAAGUUUCCUUACCUGCGUAUCUAUUAACAUGGGACCUCCCUAUUAUAGGUGGUCAUUUGGCCAAGUGUACUAACAGGGGCACAUGAAAGAACAGCAAAUUAUCAAGUGUCUCAGAAAAUGAAAAAACCAUAUUUUGACAAGUUUAUUUAAUCCAGUGUGGUAGAAAAGGCACAAUUCCAAUGUGUCAUUUAGAAUUGAAUGUCAUUAACCUGGCUUUGUUCUUUGGAAGAAACAACUUCUUUAAAGAGCUGCUUUGGCUCUAGAAAAAUUUCCAACAAUUAAAAUAAGAAAAAAUU
Molecule: messenger RNA, 2621 nt
Organism: Chlorocebus sabaeus (green monkey)
Lineage: Eukaryota; Metazoa; Chordata; Mammalia; Primates; Cercopithecidae
Gene: RIOX2
Product: ribosomal oxygenase 2
Cellular component (GO): nucleolus
Molecular function (GO): histone H3K4 demethylase activity; histone H3K36 demethylase activity
Source: RefSeq, a predicted model, not a curated record